CCCCGCCCCGCCGGCCCGCGCGGCCGCAACCCCGGGAGGCGCCUCCGUCAUGGCCGGCGGGAGCCGGGCCGCGGGGCCGCAGCUCUAGGCCACCCCAGACACCCCGCGUGGCCCUGCCACCACCAUGGAGAACGAGCAGCUCCCGGCACCUCCGCCCUCCAGCAGCGCCGGCGGCACCAGCACGACGCCCAGCAGCACCGGCACCGCGCGCCCACCCGCACCACAGAUCUCCGUCUACAGCGGCAUUCCUGACCGCCAGACCGUCCAGGUGAUCCAGCAGGCCCUGCACCGGCAGCCCAACACGGCAGCGCAGUACCUGCAGCAGAUGUAUGCUGCGCAGCAGCAGCACCUGAUGCUGCAGACGGCCGCGCUGCAGCAGCAGCACCUCACCAGCGCCCAGCUCCAGAGCCUGGCGGCCGUGCAGCAGGCCAGCCUGGCAGCCAACAGGCAGAGCGGCUCCUCUGGCAGCAAUGGCACGCAGCAGGCGCCUGUGCAGCAGCCCACGAUCAACCUGGCCACGUCGCCAGCAGCAGCCCAGCUCCUGAACCGGGCACAGAGCGUCAACCCCGGGGCGUCGGGCAUCGCACAGCAAGCUGUCCUGCUGGGCAACGCCGCCUCACCUGCCCUCACCGCCAGCCAGGCACAGAUGUACCUGCGGGCACAGAUGCUCAUCUUCACGCCCACGGGCCCCGUCAGCGCCGUCCGGCCCGAGAGCCCUGCACCUGUCCCACCGCCAGCCCCACCGCCAGCCCCACCGCCUGCCACCCCCCAGGUGAGCCCCCCUGCACCCCACAUCCCCUGUCCUCCCCACCCCACUGACAUGCUGCCAUUGCAGGUGCACAGCCUGGCGCUGCGCCCCGCCGGCCCCCACCUCCCUGCCCUCGCCAUGAAACCCCCUGGCAGCACUCCACGGGCCGGACCCCCCCGGGCGCCCCCACCUGAGAACCCUGGUGACCACCUCAAAAAGGCUGAGGGCCCCGAUGCCCGCACCCACCCCAUGGCCCGCACUGCUGCUGCCCCUGCUGCCGCCCACCCACUCGUCACCCCAGCCUACGCCCCGCUGCAGCAGCCCCAGUUCCUGCAGCAACCACCGAAGCCGAUGCAGCAGCAGUUUGUCAUCCAGCAGCAGCAGCAGCAGCAGCAGCUGGCACCCCGUGGGCAGCACCCCUCGGGCCCAGCCGCCCCCCAGCUCCAGCCACUGCCCCCUGCCAGCCCCAGCCCAGCUCCCCCACCCAAAGCGGGAGCCCCCCAUGGGACGGGGGCGGAAGGCACAGCCCCCAACGGUCACCCCGGCUGCUACGGGGCACCCCGCAAGUUCCAGCACGCCUCCGCCGUCAUCCUGCAGCUGCAGCCGGCCAGCAGCACGCCCCCCUCCCGUUUCCCCCCUCCCUCCUCCGCAGAGCCGGGCGCGGAGCGCGUGGAUGCGCCGCCCGCCGCCCCCGCCCCCGGCAUGACCUCGGGCAGCGGCAGCGCUGCCUCCACCGUCGCCGGCGCCGCCCCGCACAAUGGUGAGAACAAACCGCCGCAGGCCGUGGUGAAGCCGCAGAUCCUCACGCACGUGAUCGAGGGCUUCGUCAUCCAGGAGGGCGCCGAGCCCUUCCCGGUGGGCCGCUCCUCGCUGCUGGUGGGGGGCCUGAAGCCGCAGUAUGCGCAGGAGCUGCUGGCGGAGCGCGCCCCGCAGCACGACAACACCACAACCACCGACUCCGAGAUGGAGGAGCCCUACCUGCAAGUGUCCAAAGAGGAGGGGGCUCCCCCGAAGCUGAAGUGUGAGCUGUGCGGCCGUGUCGACUUUGCCUACAAGUUCAAGCGCUCCAAGCGUUUCUGCUCCAUGGCGUGUGCCAAGAGGUACAACGUGGGCUGUACGAAGCGCGUGGGGCUGUUCCACCCCGACCGCAACAAGCUGCAGAAGCCCGGAGGGCCCCCCCACAGCCGCCGCCGCACCUGCAAAGUGCCCACGCUCAGCAAGGACACCAAGAAGCAGACUCCGGUGUCCCUCCCGCCGGGCUCGGGGCCGCUCUCGGUGACGGCGUCGCUGCAGCUCAACCACAGCCAGGAGGACUCAAGCCGCUGCUCGGACAACUCGAGCUACGAGGAGCCGCUGUCGCCCAUCUCGGCCAGCUCGUCCACCUCCCGCCGGCGCCAGGCUGAGCGUGACCUGGAGCUGCACGACAUGGAGCUGCGUGACAUGGAGCUGCCCGACAUGCACGUGCGGGAGCUGGCAGGCAUCGGGCACCGCUUCCUGCCCAGUGAGCCCAGCAAGUGGAACGUGGAGGAUGUCUACGAGUUCAUCCGCUCACUGCCGGGCUGCCAGGAGAUUGCCGAAGAGUUCCGUGCGCAGGAGAUCGACGGGCAGGCGCUGCUGCUGCUGAAGGAGGAUCACCUGAUGAGCACCAUGAACAUCAAACUGGGGCCGGCCCUCAAGAUCUACGCCCGUAUCAGCAUGCUCAAGGACUCCUAGAGCCGUGCUGCCGGCUCACACGGACGCUUCCGCCGGGUGGGGAGUAGGGGGGACAGACCCACGCCCCCCCCUCAGCCCUGCCUGUCCUGGUUGGGAGGGGGGGGGAGGAAACCUAUCACUGAGCACAAACAGCCCCGGGGCAGCCCCCCCUCAGCUGCAGGGUGUGUACAUAUAGCCCGUAGCGAUAGUGGCCCCACUGUGGCAGGGAGCCCCCCCGGCACGGCGGGGCACAGCAGGAUGGUUGCCUUAAUGCGUGGCCCCGCCGGGGCCCGGCUGCCCGCCCUGGGGUGGGGGGAGGGCAUGGGGGGGUGCCUAUAGAGAUGGCACUGCCCCUGGCAGGGCUGCUCCAGGGGCACCUCAGUAAAGGAUGGAGGUGGUGGGGGCUUGAUACCCCCAGCAGGUAAGGACCCCCCCCCCUCAGCCCACACCGCUGCUGUCAGCCGCCACGGUCUUUCUAAGAAAAGGAGGAAAAAAGAAAAAAAAAAAAGGAAAAAAAA
Molecule: messenger RNA, 2958 nt
Organism: Phasianus colchicus (ring-necked pheasant)
Lineage: Eukaryota; Metazoa; Chordata; Aves; Galliformes; Phasianidae
Source: RefSeq, a predicted model, not a curated record